GUGCAAGCGACCUCGGGAGCGAAGGACCUCUCGCUGACCCUCGACUUCUGUCUUAUUUUCCCCUCAAUUCCAAACGCCAAAAUGAGUGACGACGCGGAACUGGCUGCCAUUCGCGAAAAAAGGAUGCAGGAGCUCCAAGGAAUGCAAAUGCAGGAUUCUCCAUUUGGAGUCAAAGUUCCUGGUAAUCCUUCAGCUAUGCAGGGUCAGCAUCAGAAGCAGGAGGAGAUGAUGCAGCAGCAGCAGCAGGCAAUCAAUGGACUGCUAAACCAGGUGCUUGACCAGCAGGCUAGAGCAAGGCUAAACACCAUCAUGGUAGCCAAGCCUGAGAAGGGCAAGCAAGUCGAAUCUGUCAUCGUUCAGAUGGCAACUACGGGUCAGAUUGGUGGAAAGUUGUCAGAAAAUGACCUCAUUGGCCUUGUUGAAAGAGUUAACGCACAAACACAGAAAACGACAACAGUCAAGUUUGACCGACGGCGAGCUGCUCUUGACGAUGAUGAUGAUUGGUAAAUCAUCGGCAUGAGAGGGAAUCAAAAGAAGAAAUCCCAGACUUAAGCCAUGAAGCACACUUUUUGCCUACAUUUAUACUCUGCUUUCUAGAUUCUUUCGGAACCAUAUUUUUUCAUCUAUUUCUUAUAAUUUCCUUUCUCUUGAGAUAUAGGUUUUGAGACUUUUUUGUUAUCAUUUGUUUUUUUUUCUUCUGGUGUGAACUAGAGAAAAUGUUUUCCAUUGUGCUUUUUGGUAACAAUCAAAAAAGAAAACUACUUUUUUUUUUUUUGUAUUGAUAAAUAAAAAUUCUUAAAAAUUAUUUUUCAAAUCAUAACUGAUUUUCUCUCAAGGUUUUCUCUUUUGUUUGUUCUGUUAGUUUUGCUCAACUUUUUGAAGAAUUAUGAUGUUGAAGUUGGUUGUCUUUACUGGAUCUGAAAUCAUGGCAAACUGCAAUCUUAUGCUCUCAACACCACUUUUUAAUAUCUCACUUAUUUCUAAAAUCUGCUUUUUCCUGAUCAAAAAAUCAAUCGACAAUUUAAAAUGAUACCUGAUCAUAGUUUUUUUUUUCUAUGAAAGAGAGAUUGUUGGGGGUUUCAAAUAAAGUUUGCAGAAACCAAAGUAUUUUUUCACAAUCCCUGCCAAAUGUGUGAUCAGACUGAGUGAAUAACUUCAGUUGCACUUUUUACUAUGAUCCUCUACUAUGUAAGACUUGCGUCCUUUACACUAUGCAUAACCCAGGCUUGAAUAUUCAUGGCUUAAUUAAUAUAAAAUUACAAAUAUAACAGAUAGCGUUAAAGGACUAUGUAGGCACUAUGCAACCCAGUUUUAAUAUUUCAAGUAAAAUAAUUGUCAGCUUGUAUUAUUCAUCCAAAGUGAGAUUAGGGUUGUUGUUAGUACUUGAUGUGUGGCCUUCGUAUUAAAAUCGACUAUGUGUCUACUCUAUGAGUAGCUUGCCUUGGAACAUUUUCACUUCUGUUGUUGGAAGACAAUACAUGACAAUGUAUUUUGCUAUUCAGAUUAAUGGAGGAGGGCAGAACAGUCUAGUUUUUAAUGAUAUUCUGUUAGGUGACAGUUAAUUGUAACUUUCAGAAGGUAAUUAACUAACUAGUCUCAUGUUAUAGUCACAACAAAGCUGUCUCAAUUGUAUUGAGUGGGUAUGUUUUGUACAAUUGUGUUAGUCAGUUUCUGUUCCAUGAUUGCUUAUACUUGUUUAUUAAUAAACUCUAAAUUGCAGUA
Messenger RNA from Penaeus indicus, 1722 nucleotides. RefSeq names its product programmed cell death protein 5-like (gene PDCD-5). The transcript is spliced from 5 exons. Bases 82 to 507 code for a protein of 141 amino acids. NCBI's taxonomy places the organism in Eukaryota, Metazoa, Arthropoda, Malacostraca, Decapoda, Penaeidae. Gene Ontology annotation, molecular function: DNA binding. Gene Ontology annotation, cellular component: nucleus; cytosol. The record is from RefSeq and is a predicted model, not a curated record.